AUGAAGCACAAUAAAAAAUCUUUGAACAAGCAGCUAUUGCCGUCACUUCACCAUCAUUCAUCAACUUUUAGUGGCGUUGAAACAUUAAAUCCAAGUUCAUGUCAAUCUCCAUCCUUACUCGCCUACAGUAGCAAGCCAGAGCUAAGAAAAAAUAUUUUCUUACUUACCGCAGGAAGCUCACAAAGCAGAACUCCAGUGCCUACAGAUAUUUCUGAUUCCCAAACCUUCAGGAAAUCCUUACAAAAGUCCACCAAAUCCGAAUGCUUAUCUGAUAGAAGUUCUUCACAAAGCUUCAAUUCAGCAGUGCUAAAAACAAAAUUAGACCUUGUUUUAGCCCUCAGAAGUUUGGUUGAUGAUAGAAAGGAAAAAGAAAAAUCACGUUCAUUAAAUAGGACAAAAAUGAUUAUAAAAGCACUAGAAAUUUUGUCAAAUGAAGAUGGAAGAUAUAAGGACGAGCUAAGAAAUAUUGUGCAAGAAAUAAGAAACUCAGUAUUUAUAGCAAAAGAAGAAAUAGAAGCAGAGGUACUUGAGCAUAUCUAUGAAAAAUACCCAGAGACAUUGACAGAUUUAGAUGGAUUAAUUCCGUUUUAUUAUUUAUACCCACUGAAUUUUAAGAGAAAAGACUCUGAAGAUUAUUGCUCUAUUGAGACAGUUAAUAAAAUGAAAGAAAAUUAUGCAUCAGAGAUUAAUACACUUAAAGAAGAGGUCGCAAAAUUUACUGAGCUUUUUCAAUCAAAAGAGAAAGACAAUAAAAAAUUAUCAGAAGAAACUAGUAAAUAUAAGCAAGAGAUUCAGCAAAAAACAAAAGAGAAUUUUAUAUUACUAAAUAAAGUUUCUGUAUUAGAGCGAGAGGUCAUAAAUUUACGCACAUGUGGAGACGAAGACAAUAAAAAUAUUAUUGGACUUCAAAAAAAGCUCAAAAAUUAUGAAGAAACGCUACAAAAAUCGACUAGCGAUUAUAAUUUUUUAAAUCGCAAUUUUUAUGAAUUAAAGCAGAAAAAUGACAGCAUGACUAAUGGCUAUUCCACAAUUUUAUGUAAACUUAAACAGUCAUAUGAAGUCCAAGAAGAACUAGAAAGACAAAUUUCUGAUUUAAUGAAAACGAAUUCUAUCCUUUCUGAUAGAGCAGCUGUAGGAUACGAAGGAUUGACUCCAAGACCAAAUUUAGCACCAAUUUUCAAAUUUUUGGAAGUUGAAAUUCCAAAUGGUUCAACAGUAGAAAAAACUAAUAAGCUUUUGAAAGAAAUAAAGGCCAAAGAAUUAAAGAAAACUGUAGUUAGAAGGGGAAAUACAUUGCGUACAACAAAAAUCCACUCAUUCCAAAGAAAAAAUUCUGGCUUAGGGGAUGAAAGCAAAAGAUCUGAAGAAGCUUCUACUAUCCAGCUGCAAAUUCCUAGCAUUGGUAAUGAUUAA
Messenger RNA from Blepharisma stoltei, 1413 nucleotides. Lineage: Eukaryota; Ciliophora; Heterotrichea; Heterotrichida; Blepharismidae. The record is from the annotation of a GenBank genome assembly.